This is a messenger RNA of Micromonas pusilla CCMP1545, 594 nucleotides long. RefSeq lists its product as uncharacterized. NCBI's taxonomy places the organism in Eukaryota, Viridiplantae, Chlorophyta, Mamiellophyceae, Mamiellales, Mamiellaceae. The coding region runs from base 1 to 594 and encodes 197 amino acids. The record is from RefSeq and is a predicted model, not a curated record. The transcript has a single exon.
AUGUCCGCGGCGCCGGAGGUCCCGACCACCCCGCCGCCGCCGCCGCCGCCGCGCGCCUCCCUCGCCGCGGCUUUAUCCUCCGCCUCGUCGUCGAACAGAUCCGCGUCGUCCGCGAACAUGUCCGGCGCGCCGUCGGAGGACUCCUCCUUCUUCUCCGGGCUCGGCACUCUCGGCGUCGGCGCGGGGACGGGCGCGGGGACAGGCGGCGCGGGGACAGGCGGCGCGGGGACAGGCGGCGCGGGCGCGGCCGGCGCGGGCGCGGUGGACGCCGCGUGCUUCCUCAUGAUCUCCUCGCGGCGUUUUCUUCGCUCCUCCGCGAGCCUCGCGACGCGCGUCUCCUCGUCCUCCUCCGCCGCCUCCAGCGCCGCGGCGACGCGCGCUUGGUACGCCGCCUCCUGCUCCAUCGUCAUCUUCUCCUCGACGAUGCCGGUCUCCGGCGGCGUCCCCUCCCGCGCGGGAGCGGGUUGGGCGGGUUCCCGCUCGCGCUCGCGCUCGCGGCCGCGACGAUCGCCGUCGCGGCGCCGAUCUCGAUCUCGGGGCCGUUCUAUACAAGCGAAAGUCGGGGUGGAGUUGAAAGGCGUCAGUUGGAGUUGA